UGACAGUCGAGCCCGAUGGCCGAGUUUUGAUCGUGACGACAGCGAUUAUGGGAACGAUUUGUGCUGACCGCUGGAGUGACAUAUCAGCUAGCGUUGUAUGUCGUACGUUGGGCCUGUCCAACUCAGGUACUGCCAUAAGAUUAGCGUCAUCGUCAAAGUACAGUUCGCGGUCACUCAUGGCUCUCACCUGUAUCGGGACAGAGUCCGACUAUCAUCAGUGUAAGCAGGAUGCCUUCACCACUGGCAUCUCAAUUUGUACAACCGACAUGGACGCCGGGGUGGACUGUUUCGGCGGCAUGUUGACGCCAACACCAGGAGGACCCCAUCCUGGCCAUUCGCUGUCUUCUACACAUUCACCUAUGCCACUUGCUAUGACAGUCGAGCCCGAUGGCCGAGUUUUGAUCGUGACGACAGCGAUUAUGGGAACGAUUUGUGCUGACCGCUGGAGUGACAUAUCAGCUAGCGUUGUAUGUCGUACGUUGGGCCUGUCCAACUCAGGUACUGCCAUAAGAUUAGCGUCAUCGUCAAAGUACAGUUCGCGGUCACUCAUGGCUCUCACCUGUAUCGGGACAGAGUCCGACUAUCAUCAGUGUAAGCAGGAUGCCUUCACCACUGGCAUCUCAAUUUGUACAACCGACAUGGACGCCGGGGUGGACUGUUUCGGCGGCAUGUUGACGCCAACACCAGGAGGACCCCAUCCUGACCAUUCGCUGUCUUCUACACAUUCACCUAUGCCACUUGCUAUGACAGUCGAGCCCGAUGGCCGAGUUUUGAUCGUGACGACAGCGAUUAUGGGAACGAUUUGUGCUGACCGCUGGAGUGACAUAUCAGCUAGCGUUGUAUGUCGUACGUUGGGCCUGUCCAACUCAGGUACUGCCAUAAGAUUAGCGUCAUCGUCAAAGUACAGUUCGCGGUCACUCAUGGCUCUCACCUGUAUCGGGACAGAGUCCGACUAUCAUCAGUGUAAGCAGGAUGCCUUCACCACUGGCAUCUCAGUUUGUACAACCGACAUGGACGCCGGGGUGGACUGUUUCGGCGGCAUGUUGACGCCAACGCCAGGAGGACCCCAUCCUGGCCAUUCGCUGUCUUCUACACAUUCACCUAUGCCACUUGCUAUGACAGUCGAGCCCGAUGGCCGAGUUUUGAUCGUGACGACAGCGAUUAUGGGAACGAUUUGUGCUGACCGCUGGAGUGACAUAUCAGCUAGCGUUGUAUGUCGUACGUUGGGCCUGUCCAACUCAGGUACUGCCAUAAGAUUAGCGUCAUCGUCAAAGUACAGUUCGCGGUCACUCAUGGCUCUCACCUGUAUCGGGACAGAGUCCGACUAUCAUCAGUGUAAGCAGGAUGCCUUCACCACUGGCAUCUCAGUUUGUACAACCGACAUGGACGCCGGGGUGGACUGUUUCGGCGGCAUGUUGACGCCAACGCCAGCAGGACCCCAUCCUGGCCAUUCGCUGUCUUCUACACAUUCACCUAUGCCACUUGCUAUGACAGUCGAGCCCGAUGGCCGAGUUUUGAUCGUGACGACAGCGAUUAUGGGAACGAUUUGUGCUGACCGCUGGAGUGACAUAUCAGCUAGCGUUGUAUGUCGUACGUUGGGCCUGUCCAACUCAGGUACUGCCAUAAGAUUAGCGUCAUCGUCAAAGUACAGUUCGCGGUCACUCAUGGCUCUCACCUGUAUCGGGACAGAGUCCGACUAUCAUCAGUGUAAGCAGGAUGCCUUCACCACUGGCAUCUCAGUUUGUACAACCGACAUGGACGCCGGGGUGGACUGUUUCGCCGGCAUGUUGACGCCAACGCCAGGAGGACCCCAUCCUGGCCAUUCGCUGUCUUCUACACAUUCACCUAUGCCACUUGCUAUGACAGUCGAGCCCGAUGGCCGAGUUUUGAUCGUGACGACAGCGAUUAUGGGAACGAUUUGUGCUGACCGCUGGAGUGACGUAUCAGCUAGCGUUGUAUGUCGUACGUUGGGCCUGUCCAACUCAGGUACUGCCAUAAGAUUAGCGUCAUCGUCAAAGUACAGUUCGCGGUCACUCAUGGCUCUCACCUGUAUCGGGACAGAGUCCGACUAUCAUCAGUGUAAGCAGGAUGCCUUCACCACUGGCAUCUCAGUUUGUACAACCGACAUGGACGCCGGGGUGGACUGUUUCGGCGGCAUGUUGACGCCAACGCCAGGAGGACCCCAUCCUGGCCAUUCGCUGUCUUCUACACAUUCACCUAUGCCACUUGCUAUGACAGUCGAGCCCGAUGGCCGAGUUUUGAUCGUGACGACAGCGAUUAUGGGAACGAUUUGUGCUGACCGCUGGAGUGACGUAUCAGCUAGCGUUGUAUGUCGUACGUUGGGCCUGUCCAACUCAGGUACUGCCAUAAGAUUAGCGUCAUCGUCAAAGUACAGUUCGCGGUCACUCAUGGCUCUCACCUGUAUCGGGACAGAGUCCGACUAUCAUCAGUGUAAGCAGGAUGCCUUCACCACUGGCAUCUCAGUUUGUACAACCGACAUGGACGCCGGGGUGGACUGUUUCGGCGGCAUGUUGACGCCAACGCCAGGAGGACCCCAUCCUGGCCAUUCGCUGUCUUCUACACAUUCACCUAUGCCACUUGCUAUGACAGUCGAGCCCGAUGGCCGAGUUUUGAUCGUGACGACAGCGAUUAUGGGAACGAUUUGUGCUGACCGCUGGAGUGACGUAUCAGCUAGCGUUGUAUGUCGUACGUUGGGCCUGUCCAACUCAGGUACUGCCAUAAGAUUAGCGUCAUCGUCAAAGUACAGUUCGCGGUCACUCAUGGCUCUCACCUGUAUCGGGACAGAGUCCGACUAUCAUCAGUGUAAGCAGGAUGCCUUCACCACUGGCAUCUCAGUUUGUACAACCGACAUGGACGCCGGGGUGGACUGUUUCGGCGGCAUGUUGACGCCAACGCCAGCAGGACCCCAUCCUGGCCAUUCGCUGUCUUCUACACAUUCACCUAUGCCACUUGCUAUGACAGUCGAGCCCGAUGGCCGAGUUUUGAUCGUGACGACAGCGAUUAUGGGAACGAUUUGUGCUGACCGCUGGAGUGACGUAUCAGCUAGCGUUGUAUGUCGUACGUUGGGCCUGUCCAACUCAGGUACUGCCAUAAGAUUAGCGUCAUCGUCAAAGUACAGUUCGCGGUCACUCAUGGCUCUCACCUGUAUCGGGACAGAGUCCGACUAUCAUCAGUGUAAGCAGGAUGCCUUCACCACUGGCAUCUCAGUUUGUACAACCGACAUGGACGCCGGGGUGGACUGUUUCGGCGGCAUGUUGACGCCAACGCCAGGAGGACCCCAUCCUGGCCAUUCGCUGUCUUCUACACAUUCACCUAUGCCACGAGGCAAUACUACUCUCCAACAGGGAAUGACGUCCACAACUUCCACUGGAGCUACAUCGCCAUCUUCUUCUCGUACAAUCGGUCCUACUGGAACUGUAUCACCAGCCUCUUCUCGUACCGUUGGUUCUACUAGAGCUACACUGCCAGCUUCUUCUCGUACCGUCGGUUCUACUAGAACUGCAUCGCCAGGCUCUUCUCGUACCUUUGGCUCAACUAGAGCUUCAUCGCCAGCUUCUUCUCGUACCGUCGGUUCUACUGUAGCUGCAUCGCCAGCCUCUUCUCGUACCGUUGGCUCAACUAGAGCUACAUCGCCAGCUUCUUCUUGUACCGUUGGUUCAACUGGAACUGCAUCAUCAGCUUCUUCACGUACCGUCGGUUCUACUAGAACUGCAUCACCAGCUUCUUCUCGGACAGUCGGCUCAACUAGAGCUACAUCGCCAGCUUCUUCUCGUACCGUUGGUUCUACUAGAGCUACAUCGCCAGCUUCUUCUCGUACUGUCGGUUCUACUAGAACUGCACCAUCAGCUUCUUCUCGUACCGUCGAUUCUACUAGAACUGCAUCACAACCUUCUUCUCCUAACGUCGGUUUCACUGGAACUGCAUCACCAGCCUCUUCUCGUACCGUCGGUUUUACUAGAGCUACAUCGCCAGCUUCUUCUCGGACCGUUGGUUCAACAAGGGCUACAUCGCCAGUUUCUUCUCGUACACUCGGUUUUACUAGAGCUACAUCGCCAGCUUCUUCUCGGACCGUUGGUUCAACAAGGGCUACAUCGCCAGUUUCUUCUCGUACACUUGGUUCUACUAGAACUUCAUCGCCAGCUUCUUCUCGUACCGUGGGCUCAACUAGAGCUACAUCGCCAGCUUCUUCUCGUACCGUCGGUUCAACUGGAAUUGCAUCACCAGCUUCUUCUCGUGCGGUCGGUUCUACUAGAGCUACAUCACCAGCUUCUUCUCGUACCGUCGGUUCAACUGGAACUGCAUCACCAGCUUCUUCUCGGACUUUCAGCUCAACUAGAUCUACAUCGCCAGCCUCUUCUCGUACCGUUGGUUCUACAAGAGCAACAUCGCCAGCUUCUUCACGUACCGUCGGUUCUACUAGAACUGCAUCACCAGCUUCUUCUCGCAUCGUCGGCUCAACUAGAGCUACAUCGCCAGCUUCCUCUCGUACCGUUGGUUCUACUAGAGCUACAUCGCUAGCUUCUUCUCGUACCGUCGGUUCUACUAGAACUGCACCAUCCGCUUCUUCUCGUACCGUCGAUUCUACUAGAGCAACAUCGCCAGCUUCUUCACGUACCGUCGGUUCUACUAGAACUGCAUCACCAGCUUCUUCUCGGACCGUCGGCUCAACUAGAGCUACAUCGCUAGCUUCUUCUCGUACCGUCGGUUCUACUAGAGCUACAUCGCUAGCUUCUUCUCGUACCGUUGGUUCUACUAGAACUGCACCAUCAGCUUCUUCUCGGACAGUUGGCUCAACUAGAGCUACAUCCCCAGCUUCUUCUCAUACUGUCGGUUCUACUGGAACUGCAUCACAACCUUCUUCUCCUAACGUCGGUUUUACUGGAACCGCAUCACCUGCCUCUUCUCGUGCCGUCGGUUCUACUAGAGCUACAUCACCAGCUUCCUCUCGUACCGUCGGUUCAACUAGAACUGCAUCACCAGCUUCCUCUCGUACCGUCCAUUCUACUAGAGCUACAUCGCUAGCUUCUUCUCGGACUGUUGGUUCAACAAGGGCUACAUCGCAAGUUUCUUCUCGUACACUCGGUUCAACUAGAGCUACAUCGCCAGCUUCUUCUCGUACCGUCGGUUCAACUGGAACUGCAACACCAGCUUAUUCUCGGACUGUCGGCUCAACUAGAGCUACAUCGCCAGCCUCUUCUGGUGCCAUCGGUUCUACUAGAGCUACAUCGCCAGCUUCUUCUCGUACCGUCGGUUCAACUGGAACUGCAUCACCAGCUUCUUCUCGGACUGUCGGCUCAACUAGAGCUACAUCGCCCGCUUCUCGUACCGUCGGUUCAACUGGAACUGCAUCACCAGCUUUUUCUCGUACCGUAGGCUCAACUGGAACUACACCGCCAGCCUCUUCUCGUACCGUUGGUUCUACAAGAGCUACAUCGCCAGCCUCUUCUCAUACCGUGGAUUCAACUAGAGCUACAUCGCCAGCUUCUUCUCGUACCGUUGGUUCUACUAGAGCUACAUCGCCAGCUUCUUCUCGUACCGUCGGUUCUACUAGAACUGCGUCACCAGCUUCUUCUCGGACCGUCGGCUCAACUAGAGCUACAUCGCCAGCUUCUUCUCGUGCCGUUGGUUCUACUAGAGAUACAUCGCCAGCUUCUUCUCGUACCGUCGGUUCUACUAGAACUGCACCAUCAGCUUCUUCUCGUACCGUCGGUUCUACUAGAGCUACAUCGCCAGCUCCUUCUCGUACCGUCGGUUUUACUGGAACUACACCACCAGCUUCUUCUCGUACCAUGGGCGCAACCAGAGCUACAUCGCCCGCUUCUCGUACCGUCGGUUCAACUGGAACUGCAUCACCAGCUGUUUCUCGUACCGCAGGCUCAACUGGAACUACACCGCCAGCCUCUUCUCGUACCGUUGGUUCUACAAGAGCUACAUCGCCAGCCUCUUCUCAUACCGUGGAUUCAACUAGAGCUACAUCGCCAGCUUCUUCUCGUACCGUUGGUUCUACUAGAGCUACAUCGCCAGCUUCUUCUCGUACCGUCGGUUCUACUAGAACUGCACCAUCAGCUUCUUCUCGUACCGUCGGUUCUACUAGAGCUUCAUCGCCAGCUUCUUCUCGUACCGUCGGUUCUACUAGAACUGCACCAUCAGCUUCUUCUCGUACCGUCGGUUCUACUAGAGCUACAUCGCUAGCUUCUUCUCCUACCGUCGGUUCAACUGGAACUGCAUCACCAGCUUUUUCUCGGACUGUCGGCUCAACUAGAGCUACAUCCCCAGCUUCUUCUCGUACCGUCGGUUUAACUGGAACUGCAUCACCAGCUUCUUCUCGGACCGUCGGCUCAACUAGAGCUACAUCGCCGGCUUCUUCUCGUACUGUCGGUUCUACUAGAACUGCACCAUCAGCUUCUUCUCGUUUCAUCGGUUCUACUAGAGCUACAUCGCCAGCUUCUUCUCCUACCAUCCGUUCUACUCGAACUGCACCACCAGUUUCUUCUCGUACCGUUGGUUCCACUAGAGCUACAUCGCCAGCUUCUUCUCCGACUGUCGGCUCAACUAAAGCAACAUCGCCAGCUUCUUCUCGUAACGUCGGUUCAACUGGAAUUGCAGCACCAGCUUCUUCUCGGACUGUCGGCUCAACUAGAGCUACAUCGCCAGCUUCUUCUCGUACCGUUGGUUCUACUAGAGCUACAUCACCAGUUUCUUCUCCUACCGUCGGUUCCACUAGAGCUACAUCGCCAGCUUCUUCUCGUACCGUCGGUUCAACUGGAAUUGCAGCACCAGCUUCUUCUCGGACUGUCGGCUCAACUAGAGCUACAUCGCCAGCUUCUUCUCGUACCGUUGGUUCUACUAGAGCUACACCGCCAGCUUCUUCUCGUACCGUCGGUUCUACUAGAACUGCAACACCACCUUCUUCUCGUUCCGUCGGUUCUACUAGAACUGCAUCACCAGCUUCUUCUCCGACUGUCGGCUCAACUAAAGCAACAUCGCCAGCUUCUUCUCCGACUGUCGGCUCAACUAAAGCAACAUCGCCAGCUUCUUCUCGUACCGUCGGUUCAACUGGAAUUGCAGCACCAGCUUCUUCUCGGACUGUCGGCUCAACUAGAGCUACAUCGCCAGCUUCUUCUCGUACCGUUGGUUCUACUAGAGCUACAUCACCAGUUUCUUCUCGUACCGUCGGUUCCACUAGAGCUACAUCGCCAGCUUCUUCUCGUACCGUCGGUUCAACUGGAAUUGCAGCACCAGCUUCUUCUCGGACUGUCGGCUCAACUAGAGCUACAUCGCCAGCUUCUUCUCGUACCGUUGGUUCUACUAGAGCUACAUCGCCAGCUUCUUCUCGUACCGUCGGUUCUACUAGAACUGCAACACCACCUUCUUCUCGUUCCGUCGGUUCUACUAGAACUGCAUCACCAGCUUCUUCUCCGACUGUCGGCUCAACUAAAGCAACAUCGACAGCCUUUUCUCGUACCGUUGGUUCUACUAGAGCUACAUCGCCAGCUACUCGAACCGUCGGUUCAACUGUAACUGCAUCACCAGCUUCUUCUCGUACCGUCGGUUCUACUAGAACUGCACCAUCAGCUUCUUCUCGUACCGUCGGUUCUACUAGAGCUACAUCGCUAGCUUCUUCUCCUACCAUCGGUUCUACUCGAACUGCACCACCAGUUUCUUUUCGUACCGUUGGUUCCACUAGAGCUACAUCGCCAGCUUCUUCUCCGACUGUCGGCUCAACUAAAGCAACAUCGUCAGCUUCUGCUCGUACCGUCGGUUCAACUGGAAUUGCAGCACCAGCUUCUUCUCGGACUGUCGGCUCAACUAGAGCUACAUCGCCAGCUUCUUCUCGUACCGUUGGUUCUACUAGAGCUACAUCGCCAGCUUCUUCUCGUACCGUCGGUUCUACUAGAACUGCACCACCACCUUCUUCUCGUUCCGUCGGUUCUACUAGAACUGCAUCACCAGCUUCUUCUCCGACUGUCGGCUCAACUAAAGCAACAUCGACAGCCUUUUCUCGUACCGUUGGUUCUACUAGAACUGCAUCACCAGCUUCUUCUCCGACUGUCGGCUCAACUAAAGCAACAUCGCCAGCUUCUCGUACCGUCGGUUCAACUGGAACUGCAUCACCAGCUCCUUCUCUGACUGUCGGCUCAACUAGAGCAACAUCGCCUGCUUCUCGUACCGUUGGUUCAACUGGAGCUACAUCGCCAGCUGCUUCUCGAACCGUCGGUUCAACUGUAACUGCAUCACCAGCUUCUUCUCGUACCGUCGGUUCUACUAGAACUGCACCAUCAGCUUCUUCUCGUACCGUCGGUUCUACUAGAGCUACAUCGCUAGCUUCUUCUCCUACCAUCGGUUCUACUCGAACUGCACCACCAGUUUCUUCUCGUACCGUUGGUUCAACUAGAGCUACAUCGCCAGCUUCUUCUCCGACUGUCGGCUCAACUAAAGCAACAUCCCCAGCUUCUUCUCGUACCGUCGGUUCAACUAGAAUUGCAGCACCAGCUUCUUCUCGGACUGUCGGCUCAACUAGAGCUACAUCGCCAGCUUCUUCUCGUACCGUUGGUUCUACUAGAGCUACAUCGCCAGCCUCUUCUCGUACCGUCGGUUCAAUUGGAACUGCAUCACCAGCUCCUUCUCGGACUGUCGGCUCAACUAGAGCUACAUCGCCAGCUGCUUCUCGAACCGUCGGUUCAACUGGAACUGCAUCAUCAGCUUCUUCUCGUACCGUGGGUUCUACUAGAACUGCAUCAUCGGCUUCUUCUCGUACCGUUGGUUUUACUGGAAUUACGUCGUCAUCUACUGCUACUUCCGGUUCUACAGGAGCGCCAUCUGCAGUUACCUCAUCACCUUCUACUGGUGCAAUUAGCUCUACCCGAGCGCCACAUGGUAUUACAUCAUCAUCUUCUACUGGUACAUUCACCUUUUCUCCCGCGCCGCGUACAAUACCAUCAUCACCUUCUACUGGUGGAAUCGGCUCUACCCGAGCGGUAAAUGGAGUUACAUCAUCACAUUCAACUGGUACCGUCAAUUCUUCAACAGCGCCACAUGGUUUUUCAUCAACAUCCUCUACUGGUGUUAUCGGCUCUAACCAAACACCAAGGGGAGUGACGUCAUCGCAUUCUAGUGCUACUACCGGUUCUACCCGAGCACCAUCUGGAGUUACAUCAUCACCUUCUACUGGUUCCGUAGGUUCUAGCCCAUUACCAAAUAAAAUGACAUCCCCUUCUGCUAGUACAAUCGGCUCUAACCCAGUGUCACUUGGUUUUACAUCAUCAUCUUCUACUGUUGCUGUCGGCUCUAACUCAACACCACAGGGAGUGACAUCGUCAUCGUCUGCUAGGUCGACGUCAUCACCACCGCUCCCCGUUGUUAACACGUCACAGCCACAGUCUUUAACGACAUCAGUGAGUCCAAUAGUUAGCACCGCUCAGUUUACCGGAAGGACAACAUCUGUUUCAACAAAUGCUCCCCAAUCAGGAAUGAAUAAUUCUAUGUUUUUCUCCCUUAACACUGAUAAUCGAGUCAUGUUCCACGAUACGAGAAGCGGAAAUGUAGGUAGUAUAUGUUGUUUCAAGUGGAACGACACAGAAGCCGACGUGAUGUGCCAACAUCUUGGGUUACCUGGUCCUGGAUUGGCUAUUGUGCUACCACGUGAUCAGAGUUUAAGUAGAGGCUUGUACGCAGUCAAUUGUACGGGAAAUGAACGCAAUGCGUUUGAUUGUGAUUUGGCCUUCUCCGAUGUAUCAAAUGGGAUGUGUAACAAUCUAGGUGAUGCUGCAUUACAAUGCGGGAAUUUGACGACUUCACAAUCACCAACGACUACUUCGGCUUCAGCUACGCAACCACCAACUGUUCUUUCCUCUUCAACAUCGCAGCAACCGGCUGUGGUUUCGGUUUCAACUCCGCAACCAGCGACUGGUGUUUCAACUUCAACUAGACAAUCACAAACAGCUUCCAGUACGCGACAGAUGACGACAAAAACGACCACAUCUCAAUCGGCUACUGCUUCAGCUAUAACGACACGACAAAAAACUACAUCCUCAACCACAGUUACUAGUACGAGUGCUGCUAAUUCAGCUACAACUGCACGACCGACUAUGACUGCACCUUCGUCGACUUCACACCCCCAGACGACCACUGGAAGUCACACCAGUCCUACCACUGGAAGUCAAACCAGUACUACUACUGGAAGUCAAACCAGUCCUACCACUAGAAGUCAAACUACUACUACCACUGGAAGUCAAACCAGUCCUACCACUAGAAGUCAAACUACUACUACCAUUGGGAGUCAAACCAGUACUACCAUUGGGAGUCAAACCAGUCCUACCACUAGAAGUCAAACCAGUACUACCACUGGAAGUCACACCAGUCCUACCACUAGAAGUCAAACCAGUACUACCACUGGAAGUCACACCAGUCCUACCACUAGAAGUCAAACCAGUCCUACCACUAGAAGUCAAACCAGUACUACCACUGGAAGUCACACCAGUCCUACCACUAGAAGUCAAACCAGUCCUACCACUAGAAGUCAAACCAGUACUACCACUGGAAGUCAAACCAGUACUACCACUGGAAGUCAAACCAGUACUACCAUUGGAAGUCAAACCAGUCCUACCACUAGAAGUCAAACUACUACUACCAUUGGGAGUCAAACCAGUCCUACCACUAGAAGUCAAACCAGUCCUACCACUAGAAGUCAAACCAGUCCUACCACUAGAAGUCAAACUAGUACUACCACUAGAAGUCAAACUACUACUACCACUGGAAGUCACACCAGUACUACCAUUGGAAGUCAAACCAGUCCUACCACUGGAAGUCAAACUACUUCUACCACUGGAGGUCAAACUAGUACUACUACUGGAGGUCAAACCAGUACUACCACUGACACAAACUGUGUGUCUGGUUCUGGAUUCUGUAGCUUCAAUGCAGAUUCCCUGGGAUCUGGAGCGUCAUCUUGGCAUGUCGGCUGGUCCACCAUGAUCUUGGCCUUUGUGUUGGUCACUUUGAGCCUCAUUCUGCGUAUCUAAUUGUAUUGCCCGAGAAUGUUACCAGGACAACCGGAGGUAGAACGUAGAGAACGUCCCCAGUCAACCUGUCAAAUGAUAUCAUAUUAUCGCAAUGUUUACAUUGAAUGACUUUUCAACAAUAUGAUACCAAGAUAAUGUUUACGUUGUAAUGGACGGAGUUCACACUGUUACAAAAGUCAUCUUCUAAUGCAAGAAUCAUUUUACUCAGAUGUAUUAGUAUAGAUCUAACUCAGCCCUCCAUUAACUUAAAAUGUGUAGUCAUGAAAAGGUUGUUAUCAAAUGGGUAGUUAUGAAAAGGUUGUUAUAAAAUGGAUAGUUAUGAAAAGGUUGUUAUAAAAUGGGUAGUUAUGAAAAGGUAGUUAUAAAAUGGAAAGUUAUGAAAAGGUUGUUAUAAAAUGGAUAGUUAUGAAAAGGUAGUUAUAAAAUGGAAAGUUAUGAAAAGGUUGCGGAGUAGUUUAUAUAUUAUAAGCAUGAUAUAUAGUAGUCUACAAACCUGACUCAAUAUUCUAUAUUAAAAUCUGUGGUUACCUUAGAUGAUGUUUGAAAAGAAUGCUAUACUCGAGAAAGCAUAAUGAACAUCAUGUAUAUUUUAAUAUGCUUGACCAUAUGUGAGAAAAGUCAUUGACUUGAGCUUGUAAUCAAGCUUUAAUAAAGACUAUCAUUAUUAGUAUUAGUAGUAUUUAGCUUACAUGUGCAUUAUUAUAGGAUCUACCUAAUUUCAAUGCUUUUGGCAAGUAAGUGUUUCUAAACCACGGCUACGGACACUUUUAAUUUCGCAAAGUAAGUAAAGGAAAAUGUAAGUUUUAUCAAUAUAUAUAUAAAUAUAUCAACUUUUAAACCUGAUGAUAUUUUCCAAUAGUAUUUCUUACAGUUGUAGUCCCUUUAUUAACUAUGAGCUACCUAUCAAAAUGACUCGCGUGAUUUUAUAUUUUAUAAAAAGAACUAUUUAUCGAGUUUAUUGUAUGUCCUAGAGCUAUUUAUAAAGACGUUUGUAUGCCUUAGAAAUACUUAUAGAGACUAAUGUAUACCGUAGAACUAUUUAUAAAGACUAGUGUAUACUUUAGGACUAUUUAUAGAGACUAUUGUAUACUUUAGAACUAUUUAUAAAGACUAUUGUAUACUUUAGAACUAUUUAUAGAGACUAUUGUAUACCGUAGAACUAUUUAUAGAGACUAUUGUAUACUUAAGAACUAUUUAUAGAGACUAUUGUAUACUUUAGAACUAUUUAUAGAGACUAUUGUAUACUUUAGAAUAUUUAUAGAGACUAUUGUAUACUUUAGAACUAUUUAUAGAGACUAUUGUAUACCGUAGAACUAUUUAUAGAGACUAUUGUAUACUUAAGAACUAUUUAUAGAGACUAUUGUAUACUUUAGAACUAUUUAUAGAGACUAUUGUAUACUUUAGAACUAUUUAUAGAGACUAUUGUAUACUUUAGAAUAUUUAUAGAGACUAUUGUAUAAUUUAGAACUAUUUAUAGAGACUAUUGUAUACUUUAGAACUAUUUAUAGAGACUAUUGUAUACCUUAGAACUAUAUAUAGAGACAAUUGUAUACUUUAGAACUAUUUAUAGAGACUAUUGUAUACCUUGGAACUAUUUAUAAAGACUAUUGUAUACUUCAGAACUAUUUAUAGAGACUAUUGUAUACUUUAGGACUAUUUAUAGAGACUAUUGUAUACUUUAGAACUAUUUAUAGAGACUAUUGUAUACCUUAGAACUAUUUAUAAAGACUAUUGUAUACUUUAGAACUAUUUAUAGAGACUAUUGUAUACUUUAGAACUAUUUAUAAAGACUAUUGUAUACUUUAGGACUAUUGACAAAGAUUAUUGUAUACUUUAUAAUUAUUAAUAGAGACUAUUGUAUACUUUAGAACUAUUUAUAGAGACUAUUGUAUACUUUAGGACUAUUGAUAAAGACUAUUGUAUACUUUAAAACUAUUUAUAGAGACUAUUGUAUACUUUAUAACUAUUUAUAGAGACCAUUGUAUACUUUAGAACUAUUUAUAGAGACCAUUGUAUACUUUAGGACUAUUUAUAGAGACUAUUGUAUACUUUAUAAUUAUUAAUAGAGACUAUUGUAUACUUUAGAACUAUUUAUAGAGACUAUUGUAUACUUUAGGACUAUUGAUAAAGACUAUUGUAUACUUUAAAACUAUUUAUAGAGACUAUUGUAUACUUUAUAACUAUUUAUAGAGACCAUUGUAUACUUUAGAACUAUUUAUAGAGACCAUUGUAUACUUUAGGACUAUUUAUAGAGACUAUUGUAUACUUUAGAAUUAUUUAUAGAGACUAUUGUAUACUUUAGGACUAUUGAUAAAGACUAUUGUAUACUUUAGGACUAUUUAUAGAGACUAUUGUAUACCUUAGAACUAUUUAUAGAGACUAUUGUAUACCGUAGAACUAUUUAUAGAGACUAUUGUAUACUUUAGAACUAUUUAUAGAGACUAUUGUAUACUUUAGGACUAUUGAUAAAGACUAUUGUAUACUUUAGAACUAUUUAUAGAGACUAUUGUAUACUUUAGAACUAUUUAUAGAGACUAUUGUAUACUUUAGGACUAUUGAUAAAGAUUAUUGUAUACCUUAGAAGUAUUAAUAAAGACCAUUGUAUGCUUUAGAACUAAUUGUAGAUACUAUUGUAUCCGUUAGAACUAUUAAUAAAGACUAUUGUAUACCUUAGAAGUAUUAAUAAAGACCAUUGUAUGCUUUAGAACUAAUUGUAGAUACUAUUGUAUGCCUUAAAAGUAUUAAUAAAGACCAGUGUAUGCCUUAGAAGUUUUAAUAAAGACCAUCGUAUGCUUUAGAACUAAUUGUAGAGACUAUUGUAUCCCUUAGAACUAUUAAAUAUUAAGGCUAAAAAACAGGUCAUCGGAUACACCUUAUGAUAUAUUUAGGAACAAUAAUACGUAAUUCAUCAGAAAUGAUCAUUUUAAAUGUAGAAUGAAAUGUAGAUUUUUCAAAUUCUUUUCAAAGACUGCAUAGUUGUUAUCUCUCUAUACUUAUAUAGGUACUCUAAUAAUGUACAAUAGUCUACCACCUGUGAUUAUGUACAGUAGUUUACCACCAGUGAUUAUAUUACAAUAGUUUACCACCAGUGAUUAUGUACAAUAGUUUACCACCUGUGAUUAUAUACAAUAGUUUACCACCAGUGACUAUGUACAAUAGUUUACCACCUGUAAUUAUAUUACAAUAGUUUACCACCUGUGAUUAUGUACAGUAGUUUACUACAUGUGAUUAUGUACAAUAGUUUACCACCUGUGAUUAUAUAACAAUAGUUUACCACCUGUGAUUAUAUUACAAUAGUUUACCACCUGUGAUUAUGUACAAUAGUUUACCACCUGUGAUUAUGUACAAUAGUUUACCACCUGUGAUUAUGUACAAUAGUUUACCACCUGUGAGUAUGUACAAUAGUCUACCACCUGUGAUUAUGUACAGUAGUUUACCACCUGUGAUUAUGUACAAUAGUUUACCACCUGUGAUUAUGUACAAUAGUUUACCACCUGUGAUUAUGUACAAUAGUUUACCACCUGUGAUUAUGUACAAUAGUUUACCACCUGUGAUUAUGUACAAUAGUUUACCACCUGUGAUUAUGUACAGUAGUUUACCACCUGCGAUUAUACAUAUACAACGAAGGAUUGUAUUUCGAUCCGAUGAUGUCAUACAAUUUUAUUUAUUAUUUUUCUUUUUUUUUAUCCCACGAAUUGUAAAUGUUCAAAUAUCCGAAUGGUGCAUCGUUUAUGUUCUUCUUUUGUUAUCAUUAAAAUAUUAUUUUCCAUUUUC
This is a messenger RNA of Pecten maximus, 14813 nucleotides long. Its product is annotated as mucin-19-like. Gene Ontology annotation, molecular function: protein-lysine 6-oxidase activity. NCBI's taxonomy places the organism in Eukaryota, Metazoa, Mollusca, Bivalvia, Pectinida, Pectinidae. Gene Ontology annotation, biological process: peptidyl-lysine oxidation. The record is from RefSeq and is a predicted model, not a curated record. Gene Ontology annotation, cellular component: membrane. The transcript has 14 exons. Bases 48 to 11039 code for a protein of 3663 amino acids.